Belonocnema kinseyi is the source of this 3265-nucleotide messenger RNA. RefSeq names its product RNA-binding protein 39 (gene Caper). The transcript has 8 exons. Gene Ontology annotation, biological process: mRNA processing. Gene Ontology annotation, cellular component: nucleus. Gene Ontology annotation, molecular function: RNA binding. The record is from RefSeq and is a predicted model, not a curated record. Bases 178 to 1932 code for a protein of 584 amino acids. Lineage: Eukaryota; Metazoa; Arthropoda; Insecta; Hymenoptera; Cynipidae.
CAUUUUCGGUAGGUCGUCUGUGAACGUGCGUGCUUUUGAUUAAUUUUCUUAGGCAACAGGAGGAUAAUUUGUAAAACGUAAAGCUUUACGUUAUUCCUUACAAAUCUGAUUCUAUACGUGAGAAAUUCUAGCAUUGAUUAAAAAACUCGCAAUUAUAUUAUUCCGUUCCGUGUGCUAAUGCGUGGCAUUUCAGAAAGCUCUCCAUCAAAUCACACAAUGGCGGAGGACUUUGAUGUCGAGGCGAUGUUGGAAGCCCCAUACAGAAAAGGGGAGCAGGAAUCAUCGUCCAAAGACAAAUCGUCCAGGGAGAAUGGAACGAGUCGCAAAACAUCUGGGAAGAGCAAACAUCGCUCGAGAACUCGUUCGCGAUCCCGCGAUCGUCGGGACAAGGACAGCAGAAAAGAUCGGGACAGAGGCGAUCGGGACAGGGACCGGGACAGAGACAGAGAUCGCGGUGAUCGAGAAAGGGAUCGUGGCGAUAGGGACAACAAGGACAGGGAGAGAGAUCGCGAUCGCGAUCGUGACCGUGAUCGUGGCGGUGAUCGUGACCGGAAGCGCAGAUCUCGGUCGCGUGACAGCCGACGAGAUCGUGAUCGAGGCGGCGAGAAAGAUGAGAAGGAAAAGGAUCGAGGAGAGAGGCGGGGGGACAGGGAAAGAGAUCGCGGAGAUCGUGAUCGCGACAGAAGAAGAAAGAGAAAUCCAAAUGAAACACAGCUGCGAUUUAAAAAAAAAAUGUUGACCCAAUUUUCUCCUACUCUUCCCAGAGCUCGUCCACCAUUUGGAAAGGGCGUCAGUCCAUUAGGAAUAAGGAAUGAUGAGUUGACGCCCGAGGAACGUGAUGCUCGUACUGUUUUUUGUAUGCAGUUGAGUCAGCGAAUUCGAGCUCGGGAUUUGGAAGAAUUUUUCUCGAGUGUUGGAAAGGUUCAAGAUGUUAGACUGAUUACUUGCAACAAAACGAGACGCUUCAAAGGCAUCGCUUAUGUUGAAUUCAAAGAUCCCGAAAGUGUCACACUCGCACUUGGUUUAUCGGGCCAGAAAUUGCUUGGUGUACCAAUAGUGGUGCAGCACACCCAAGCGGAGAAAAAUCGUAUGGGCAAUUCAAUGCCAAAUCUGAUGCCAAAGGGUCAAACAGGUCCCAUGCGACUCUACGUUGGCUCUCUCCACUUCAACAUCACCGAGGACAUGCUGCGUGGCAUUUUCGAGCCUUUUGGCAAAAUUGACAACAUACAGCUGAUAAUGGACCCGGAGACGGGCCGAAGUAAAGGCUACGGCUUUCUAACUUUCAGGAACGCGGACGAUGCUAAAAAAGCAUUGGAACAACUUAAUGGUUUUGAGCUGGCGGGCCGACCUAUGAAGGUCGGCAAUGUCACAGAGCGGACGGAUCUGAUGCAGGGAAAUUCCCUCCUUGACACGGACGAGUUGGACCGGAGUGGAAUUGAUCUGGGCGCCACGGGUCGAUUGCAGUUGAUGUUCAAAUUGGCGGAGGGUACGGGUCUGGAGAUUCCCCAGGCGGCGACAAAUGCCCUGAAUAUGGCAGCGCCGGCUUUGACCCAGCCGCAACCACCACCGCCGCAAGCGGCCCCACCAAUUGCCACCCAGUGUUUCAUGCUCUCCAACAUGUUUGACCCGCAAAAUGAAACAAAUCCAAAUUGGGCCAAGGAGAUUCGCGACGACGUGAUUGAAGAGUGUAACAAACACGGAGGUGUUUUACAUGUUUACGUCGACCAAGCCUCGCCACAAGGUAACGUUUACGUCAAGUGUCCAUCGAUCGCAACAGCAGUGGCCGCUGUGAAUUCGUUGCACGGCCGAUGGUUUGCCGGCCGGGUCAUUACUGCCGCCUAUGUCCCGGUUGUCAACUAUCAUUCAUUAUUCCCCGACGCGAUGACGGCUCUUCAGCUGCUCGUUCCAAGUGCGCCCCGACGAGGGAUGUGAUCAUAAAACAAAAAAAAAAAAAAACGAAAAAAAAAGGGAGAAAUUGUGAUUCAAAUUUUACGUCUGCCAAUCAGUUGUGCGGGCGUCUCGUCGGUCAAUCCUUUCGCUGCUUUUUUUUUUCUUUUGGUUCUUUUUUUCUCGCCAAAUUCUAGAGUUACGUGUUGUAAAUAAUUUGCCCUUGGAAGAAAUGUACCAAAGACGAUUUUUGGUGCAUGCCUUGGUUUUUCUGUUUUUUGAUCUGAGAUAGAGAGAUAAAUCCUCAGCGAAAGGAUGCAAGUGAGAGAGAGAGAGAGAGAGAGAGAGCGGCACUUUGAGAGAAGCGAUUGAAAAUGAGAUUAGGGACAAAUUUUUGACUGGAAAUGUCAUAAAUUUUGUCGAGAUUUCUUCUCUCGUUGAAUACGAGUGCGAGCUAUGAUGCAUAAAAUUACACCAUGUGUAAUGUUUUUCUUUUUUCUUUUCUUUGUGAUUUAUUCACAAGCACGGGGGGGGGGGAGGCUACUUUUUGUUGGAGGGGAGAGUUGAUGGAGAUGACGAGUCUUUAGGUUAGGUAACAAACCCGUAGAUUUGUUACAUUUUUUUACCGAUAUGUGUGAGAAAGUGAGAUCUGCAGAAAAUUUAUGAGAGACUUCAUAGUUGAAUUUUCGGGGGGAGGGUGUUUUUUUUCCAGACAGAAAAUACGAGCAUACCCACUGCUGCUCGAUUUUUGUGCCCACUGCUGCACGAUUUGUGUGCCCACUGCUGCACGAUUUUAUAAUCGGAUAUUUCGAUGUGUUCAACACACAUAGUCAUCGAAAAAGGGAAAAUUGAUCGGUAUUUAGCCAUUUAAGGCGGUCGUAAGAGUAUUAUUAAAAAUAUAUAUAUAUAUAUAUAUGUAGUUAAAUUAAUGUUACUGGAAUUUUUUUAAGUACGCGUUUUGCGUGGAACUGAAUGUUUUCUAGUGGACAAUCUACUUUCUGCUAAUACUAGUUUUGAGUUUUAUCGAGUUUCUAAUUUCAAUUUAUUAUUGUGCGGGCUCAAAAUUGGUUGAAAUCUUAAAAUUGCAUCAUCCCCAGGAAGAAAUUACAAUUGUAUAUAGUUGAGAAGUAAUUGGAGAGUGAGUGAGUAAUUGAGAUUUUAAAAUUUUAGAAAAGAAUAAAUUUGAAGAUUUUUGUGUCAACAAGUAGACGGGCGCGGGCGGGCGGUGGCGGGAGGUAUUUGAGUGUGAGUCUGCAGAUCUUUCUCGUUUCCUUUAUUCUCUCCGAGACAGUGAAUAAAGUAGCGUGUAUAUAUUUUUUUGUAAAUUAACUUAAUAUAGAAUAAAGUGUUACUGUAAUGUAACUCAAACACACAAAAA